GAACCCGCUGGAUCUCAUGGCGUCUGGGGUCUCGACGAUUAUCAUUUUCUACCUUUCCUCAGCCUCUUUCAUUCUGCUCAGCUACAAGGCACGUUGCAAUUAUUUGUAAGACAGAAGGCAAUACAUGAUCCAGAUAUCGUAGAUGAACUGUCGAAGGAUUAUAUGUACUUCUCUUGCAUAGGGUUCAUCGACUCCAUCAAGACAGCUUCGCUUAGAUGGCACUCACCAAUGCUGGAUGACAUAUCGGCAGUGCGU
Messenger RNA from Suillus subalutaceus, 255 nucleotides. RefSeq lists its product as uncharacterized. The transcript has 3 exons. Gene Ontology annotation, cellular component: protein phosphatase type 2A complex; cytoplasm; nucleus. The annotation marks the transcript as partial. NCBI's taxonomy places the organism in Eukaryota, Fungi, Basidiomycota, Agaricomycetes, Boletales, Suillaceae. The record is from RefSeq and is a predicted model, not a curated record. Gene Ontology annotation, molecular function: protein tyrosine phosphatase activator activity; peptidyl-prolyl cis-trans isomerase activity. Gene Ontology annotation, biological process: mitotic spindle organization.